AUGUUUCCAUCGCGCGCUCUUCUGCUGCUCCUGGCGGCCUGCUUCGUCACCUGCGAGCUCGACAUCACCAUCCUCCACAACAACGACAUUCACGCGCAUUUCGACCCGGUCAGCGCCACCACGGGAGAGUGUAAGGACUCUGGCCAGUGCUACGGCGGCAUAGGCAGGCUGGUCCACGCAGUCAACACCUACAAGCAGAACGUGCCGCACACUCUGAUGCUCUACGGUGGCGACAUCUUUCAAGGUCAUAAAUACUACACGAUGUUCAAGUGGCACGUGGCUGCGGACAUGAUCAACCGGGUGCAAUAUGAUGCCAUGGCUCUGGGCAACCACGAGUUUGACGACGGCCUGACCGGCCUGCUGCCUUACAUGGACAACGUGUCGCAUCCACUGGUGUGCACCAACAUCGACUUCGGACCUCACGCCUCUCCCAUCACGGCCCUGUGCCGCUCCAGCAUCAUCCGGCAAAUCGGCGACCAUAUGGUCGGCAUCAUGGGCUUCACCACCGUCGAAACGCCGGCGCAGAGCUGGCAGAUCAAGCGCGACUGCCGCUACCGCCCGGGUGGCACGCUGUGA
This is a messenger RNA of Pollicipes pollicipes, 576 nucleotides long. RefSeq names its product 5'-nucleotidase. Lineage: Eukaryota; Metazoa; Arthropoda; Thecostraca; Pollicipedomorpha; Pollicipedidae. The transcript is spliced from 3 exons. Gene Ontology annotation, cellular component: plasma membrane. Gene Ontology annotation, biological process: AMP catabolic process. The record is from RefSeq and is a predicted model, not a curated record. Gene Ontology annotation, molecular function: metal ion binding; 5'-nucleotidase activity; nucleotide binding. Bases 1 to 576 code for a protein of 191 amino acids.